Messenger RNA from Cryptomeria japonica (Japanese cedar), 1282 nucleotides. RefSeq names its product LEAF RUST 10 DISEASE-RESISTANCE LOCUS RECEPTOR-LIKE PROTEIN KINASE-like 1.2. The record is from RefSeq and is a predicted model, not a curated record. The transcript has a single exon. Gene Ontology annotation, biological process: protein phosphorylation. NCBI's taxonomy places the organism in Eukaryota, Viridiplantae, Streptophyta, Pinopsida, Cupressales, Cupressaceae. The coding region runs from base 1 to 1218 and encodes 405 amino acids. Gene Ontology annotation, molecular function: ATP binding; protein kinase activity.
AUGUCUGAUUUUAUGCUGGAUUGUAACUCAGCGGGCUGCAUCGGAGGUGCGGUUGCAUUGGUAGCUGCAACAACAUUAUUUGUGUUCAUCUGGUCUAGGAGGAAACGAUUCGCCUUGGCUAGCCCGGCGGCCAGCUGGGGAAAAGAUUUUGAAUUGGUUAAGAGAGAUAUCCCCAUGAGUUUGACAGUUUACAGCUAUGAGGAACUGGAAGAGGGGACUAAUGCGUUUGACAGGAGUAGGGAAGUGGGAGGCGGAGGCUUUGGCGUGGUGUACGUAGGGAAGCUUCGCGACGGGCGCAUCGUGGCAGUGAAGAGACUCCACGAGAACAACCCCAAAAGGCUGGAGCAGUUCCUUAAUGAGCUCAAAAUUCUCUCCACUGUGCGCCACCCGAAUUUGAUUCAACUCUUCGGCUACUGCCAUCAACGCAAAAAUCUGCUGCUUAUUUAUGAAUAUGUCCCCAAUGGUACCUUGUUCCACCAUCUUCACGGUGAAUACCCAGAAAGAGAAAAUGGUUUAUCUUGGAAGGCCCGGUUAAACAUUGCUUUGGAAACUGCGGAUGCUUUGGCCUACCUUCACUUUUCCGUUGAGCCUGCAAUUUUUCACAGAGAUGUGAAAUCCUCUAACAUCUUGUUGGAUGAGUAUAUGAAGGUAAAAGUGGUUGAUUUUGGGCUGUCAAGGAUGAUACCUCUAGAGACCACACACAUUUCCACAGCUCCCCAGGGGACGCCCGGUUAUGUAGACCCGGCCUAUUAUCAAAUGUAUGAGCUCACUGAUAAAAGUGAUGUUUACAGCUUCGGUGUAGUUUUGAUGGAGCUCAUCUCCGGGAAGAAGGCUGUGGAUAGAAGCAGAGAUAGCAAGGACAUUGGGUUGGCAAACAUGGCCGUCUCCAAGAUUCAAAACGGUACUUUGCAUGAGCUGGUGGAUCCAGAUCUGGAGUUUCAGAGCGGCCCUCUUAUAUAUUCAAUGGUUACAGGUGUUGCUGAGUUAGCCUUCCAGUGUCUGUCGUUGGAGAAGGACGACCGGCCGUGUAUGAUGGAAGUUGUGACUCAGCUUCAACGCAUAAAGCAGUUGGGUUAUGGGUGUCGCAACUGCCAGUGCCAGGCGUUGGGACAUAAUAGAGCGGACUUCGUUUCUUUCACGCCGCCAUUUUCUCCAAACACACCUCAACCAAUGUGCUCCACCUCCACCACCAGCUCUGUUCCACAAAUCACUGGAUGAUAAUUAUUAUACCAUACUUGGUAGUGCCUUGCUCUCUCAAUGGAUAUUUCUGUAUCUAAACGAA